Molecule: messenger RNA, 263 nt
Organism: Funneliformis geosporum
Lineage: Eukaryota; Fungi; Glomeromycota; Glomeromycetes; Glomerales; Glomeraceae
Source: the annotation of a GenBank genome assembly
AAACAGAUUCUGCAGAACUUGAGAAACAUCUUGAAUAUCUUAAUAUUUUUACUCAACAUAAUAAUUGGGUUUUACAACGUAUUAUUCAUGAUAAUCAGUUUGCUCCUCUUGGUAAUAUCAUGAAUAAGUUAAAUUCUAGAAUUAACACUACUUUGCACUAUAAUACUGUUAGAAAAUACCUUCAUGAUAAUGGUUUUGAUAGUUAUGCUAUGUGUAAAAAACCUCUUUUAACUAAAAAACAACAAAAAAAUAGAUUUAAAUGA